GUCCUGGCUGGUACUAGUGUCAGAGGGCUACUUGCAUCUAAGCCAGUCCAAUCAUUUUAUCCUCUAGAUGUGCUUUAGAAAACUUGUCUCUUAUUGAAAUUUACGAAGUUUUAAACUUAAUAAUGUUUCGACACAUCUUGAGGCCUGUGCUUCAAAAGACACGAAGUGGUGCUCGUGCGUAUCAUAUUCCUCGUGAAUCUAGACCACCACAUAUGGAUGAAUUACCUGUACCAAGUGGUUCAUGGCAAGAGGCAUACAAUAAAGAUCAGAAAAAAUAUAAUAUGCAAUUAGUAGCUGGCAUUGCUUCGCUUGCUAUUACUAUAGCAUUUGGUAGAAGCACAGGAUUACUAUGGCUUAAUUAUGCUCCACCAAAACCAAAACCAAAAGAAUAAAUUAUAUUAUUAAAUAUCAAACGUGAAUUAAACGCCUGAAAUGUAGCAUAUAAGUAUUGCAAUCUGUAAUAUUCAGCUUUAAAGAAUAAUACAGCAUUUUCAUUCAUAAUAAAUGUUUUUUAUAGCA
Molecule: messenger RNA, 519 nt
Organism: Hylaeus volcanicus
Lineage: Eukaryota; Metazoa; Arthropoda; Insecta; Hymenoptera; Colletidae
Gene: COX7B
Exons: 3
Coding region: 123-392 (89 amino acids)
Source: RefSeq, a predicted model, not a curated record